AUGUCUUGUUUAAUUCACGUUGGGUGUGCUGUGCUGGCAAUGACAGUGUUUCUUUCCUCAGCUCAGAAGUUGGAUGUUACCGGCGACAAUGUUUGCCAGAUACAAAAAACUAUGAAAUACACCUACAGUACAGAGAGACACGUUGGCUUUGAAGAGUACGAUAAAAUAUGUGAACACAAUGGACGUCCUUACAAUUGCACGGGUUACAGGCGGCUUUACGGGAUAGUGUAUCGCCUUGCGUACCGUAUGGAACCUGACACGGAGUGUUGCGAAGGCUGGCAACGAUCUCACCCUAAUGAUACACAAUGCUCACAACCUGUCUGUCGUUAUACAUGCGUUCAUGGACGCUGUAUGAUUGAUCAAUAUGGCGCCAAGUCAUGUGACUGUGAUCUUGGUUACUAUGGUUCCGCCUGUCACGCCGAAUGCCCGAAUGGACGAUUCGGUUCUGGUUGCCAAGGCGUCUGUAACUGUCCUGUAGAUUCUGUGUGCAACCGAGUUGACGGUUCAUGUAUAUGUAAACACGGCUUGACUGGUACCGGAUGUGACAUUCCGUGCGAUUCCACUCACUAUGGCCCGAAUUGCUCUCAGACUUGCGACUGUAAGAAUGGCGCAUCCUGUGAUCGUUUCCAUGGUAACUGCGUGUGUGGACCAGGUUGGAUCGGACCGAGAUGCGACCAACCCUGUCAGAGCGGAUUUUAUGGGGACCGAUGUGAUAGCAGAUGCCGUUGCUAUAACAACGCACCAUGUGACCCGAUUGAUGGCGCGUGUCAGUGCACUGCCGGAUGGAUGGGUACAUAUUGUACGGCACCCUGCCCUGAGGGGCGUUAUGGCGCAGACUGUAAAUACGUGUGCCAGUGCUCACAGCACGCAACGUGUGACAGAUAUGAUGGAUGUCAAUGCCAUACAGGGUGGAUGGGCACACACUGCAAUGAAACGUGCCAGCGUGGUUACUAUGGCGAUGGAUGUGUAAACAAAUGCAAUUGUCCACAUGGAGUACCAUGUGACCCUGUCAACGGCGCGUGUACUGAAUGCCCAGAUGGUAGCUAUGGUUACCAAUGCAAACAAGUGUGUGAAUGUCAAAACAACGCCAAGUGUGAUUCAAUUGACGGGUCAUGUGACUGCCCUGCUGGUUGGACAGGAAGAUCAUGUGACGUGAGAUGUGACGAAAUGCAUUAUGGACCCAAUUGUGAGUCGACGUGUAUUUGUCAAAAUGGUGGCAUUUGCGAUGCUGUUGAUGGACGCUGUACAUGUAUGCCGGGAUGGAAGGGUGAGGACUGCGCUAGCAGAUGUGCUAUUGGCUACUAUGGGCGCGGCUGUUCCAAGAAGUGUCGGUGCCGAAAGUUGACAAUGUGUGACCCCGUCUCCGGCAAAUGCAAAUGUGAUCCAGGGUACCGUGGGCGUCGCUGCAACAAACCUUGCAAAACAGGUUACUAUGGAGAUUGUCGGCAGAGAUGCAAUUGUCAAAACAACGGCACGUGCAAUCACGUGACUGGAUGCGUCUGCGCACCUGGUUGGAUCGGCGAUAAUUGUGACAAUAAAUGCCCACCUGGAUACUAUGGUGACCAAUGUCAAACACUUUGCGAUUGUAAACACGGCGGUCAUUGCCACCAUAUUGAAGGAUGUCAGUGCUUACCCGGAUGGAAGGGUCCUGAUUGUAGCGAUCCUUGUAACCAUGGCUACCAUGGCGAGGGCUGCAAUCACAUUUGUCCGAGUACGUGUUCAGAAAAUGGUGCUUGUGACCACGUGACAGGCACAUGCUUGUCAUGUCCAGCAGGAUUGACAGGCUCGUUGUGUGACAGUUCCUGUCCAGAAGGGUUCUAUGGGCCUGGGUGCAAUGAAAUUUGUUCCUGCGUUGUCAACCAUCUUUGUGACCCGGUCACAGGAGUUUGUAUCGUGUCCUCCACAUUUCUGUCGACCCAAUCGGUGACACAGUCUGUUGAAGAAGGGCUCUCUGAGGUUCGCACUAAAAAUGAGUUCACCGAGGUCCGGCCAAGAAGUGAGUUCUCAGAGGUCCGACCAAGAAGUGAGUCAUACCGCACAACUAUGAUCACACAAGUAGAAAAGAGCAAAUCAAACCAGACUGCAACUUUUCGGUCUUCUGGCAUCACACAACUUUCCAAAAAAACAGAUAAAAUAACUGAAAGACAAUCGGAAAGAAAAACGUUGUUUAGGACUACUCCCAGCCAAGUCAUUCUGUCCAGCACCAUCAAGGAAUCUGAACGAGAAGAGUCUACGACACGCAUGCACAGUGAAACCAUCUUAACGAGUCCAACAGUCGCAAAACUCACCAAAACAAGUCUUCAAUCCACUGCCCAUGUUGGAAUAUCUACAACUGACAUGACGUCACUUCCGGGGAGUUCAUCGAAUAUAAUUUCCAAUAUGGUGUCGCCAAAAUUAGCGAUUCCAUCCUACAGCGUAUCACAUCGAAAUGAUGACGUAUCUACAACAACAAUUAGCACAAACAACUUUGACGACGUAGACAUUGACCAAUCAGCUGAGGAGACAAGUGACACCAGAAACAUGCGUGGCACAGUUCAGCCAAUUCAUAACAAAGCGUCUGCCUAUGUGACAAACAGUCCACCUCAUUAUUCAAGAAUGAUUACUGCCGAUACACUUACCAAUCAAACUAUUGAAUACAUAUCGGCAACCCAACUUGACUUUAAAAUGAGAACUAAACCGGAAACCUUCACUGCUAUUGGCUUCGGCACUGAUGUUGGUCAAUUGGCCUCUAAAUCAAAUAAGAAUGUCAGAAUGCAUACUGAUAACCCGAAUGACGAUACUAAUGAAAAUUUAGACAGUACCGAUAUGAUCAAAAUAUUGUCAACGAAAUUGGACAGUACUACUGAUAUCGCCGAUUUAGGCAACAGUACCGAUACGACCAAAAUAUCGUCAACGAAAUUGGACAGUAUUACUGAUAUCGCCGAUUUAGACAGUACCGAUACGACCAAAAUAUCGUCAACGAAAUUGGACAGUAUUACUGAUAUUGCCGAUUUAGACAGUACCGAUAUGACCAACAUAUCGUCAACGAAAUUGGACAGUAUUACUGAUAUCGCGGAUUUUAACAGUAAUGAUACGACCAAGAUAUUGUCAACGGAAUCGGGCAGUAUUGCUGAUAUUGACGAUUUAGACAGUAAAGAUAUGACCAUGAUGAUAUCGUCAACGGAAUCGCAUAUAUUGGAUAAAACUGGAAACGAUCACACGCUUGGUUUUCACAAUGAAAAUGUCGACCAAUCACGAUCUGUGUCAGAGUCCGUUUCAAGUCGCGCGCCGACAAUUUUUGAUGGUUUCGAUGAAUCAUCUGGCUGGCAAACAGGAACUGACGACAUGGAUAUCAGUACUUCCGGCGACUCAGACAGUUUUAUAAAAACGAUAUCGCAAAACAGACCAUCCAGUGUUAGUAUGGUGGAGACGACACUGGUUACUCGUAAUGCCAUUGUCACCAUGGAUACCAAACAACUAAUUAGAGACAGUAAUAAAGUAUCAAACUCCUAUAAGUCUGACGCGCUGAUUCUGUCGAUUCUUGUGUCCGUUCUGGUCUUUCUUGUCAUCGUUGUCGUUGUAUUUGUGUAUCUUCUGUUUCAAAAAGACAUCAUUUCAAAAUGGCGACAUGAAAGGAAUGGUUCGUGUAGCAGUUCCCGUAAAUCAGUGGUCCUUGAAACAUCCCCUGGUAACCAUGGUAACAAUGACAGGGAAGACUUGGCCAGAAAUUUUGUAGAAACGUCAUUUUCCACAUUCCUGUCACCAGUCGGUCAGCAUUCGUGUAGUGCCCAAGAUGGCGAUGAUAUAAUGUGUAUCUGUUGCGGUGAUGACGACUCUGUCUCGGGUAUUGGAGUGACAUCCGCCACCAACUACAAUCACCCCCACUAUGCUACGACUGCCUCAUCCGUGGAUUCUGGUGUGGGUCACGAGGAACGUAAUAACGCACCAUCAAUAUUCGUGGGAGACAUAAACGCCGAGUCUGCGCAUGCUCCAGCUCCAAAACCUUUCAAGCAGUCUGAUUUAUAA
Molecule: messenger RNA, 4005 nt
Organism: Saccoglossus kowalevskii
Lineage: Eukaryota; Metazoa; Hemichordata; Enteropneusta; Harrimaniidae
Product: multiple epidermal growth factor-like domains protein 11-like
Source: RefSeq, a predicted model, not a curated record